Molecule: messenger RNA, 1431 nt
Organism: Prunus persica (peach)
Lineage: Eukaryota; Viridiplantae; Streptophyta; Magnoliopsida; Rosales; Rosaceae
Product: myb-related protein 308
Exons: 2
Coding region: 378-1148 (256 amino acids)
Source: RefSeq, a predicted model, not a curated record
UUAGAGAGAGAGAGAGAGAGAGAGAGAGAGAGAGAGAGAGAGCUCAGAGAGGCCACCAGCCACUCCCUCUAACCUGUCUCACCAACUCACAUCUAGAAGCAAUUAGGGCCCCUUCUCUCUCUCUCUGUCUCUCUGGGUCAAAAGGCUAUAAAAUCAUACGCCAAUUCCUCGCAAGGGCCGGCCUUUAUGUUGCAGCAAUACAAAAAACAAGGCCUCCAUUUUCCACCUCCUCCUCCACCACUACUUCAGCUGUAGCUAAAACCAAAAACACAACAUAAAACAACAACAACAACAACAACAGCUCUAGCUGCUCCUACUUCUUCUUCUUCUUCUUCUAAAAAGUCUUAACUUUUUUUAUUUAUAUAGUUUUUGAUUAAAUGGGAAGAUCUCCUUGCUGUGAAAAGGCUCACACCAACAAAGGAGCUUGGACCAAAGAAGAAGACGAUCGCCUCAUUGCCUACAUCAGAGCCCAUGGCGAAGGCUGCUGGCGCUCACUCCCCAAAGCUGCUGGUCUCCUUAGAUGUGGGAAGAGUUGCAGGCUGCGUUGGAUCAAUUACCUUAGACCUGAUCUCAAACGUGGCAAUUUCACUGAAGAAGAAGAUGAGCUCAUCAUCAAACUCCAUAGCCUCCUCGGAAACAAAUGGUCUUUGAUAGCUGGAAGACUACCUGGAAGAACAGACAAUGAGAUAAAGAACUACUGGAACACCCACAUAAGAAGGAAGCUUUUGACCAGAGGUAUCGACCCUACAACUCACAGAGCACUCAAUGAGGCAGCUCAGGAUUCUGCUACCACCACAAUUUCUUUUGCAGCUUCUGCUAAUAUCAAAGAAGAAGAUCAAAAAAGCAGCAUUAUUAAUGGGCUUCUGGGCAAAGACUCAAAGAAACCAGUUCAAGAAAGGUGCCCAGACUUGAACCUUGAGCUCCAAAUCAGCCCUCCUUGCCAGCCACAACAACCCAGUGAGCCUUUGAAGAGUGGAGGGAGGGGCGUUUGCUUUUCUUGCAGUUUGGGGCUUCAAGAUGCAAAGAAUUGCAGCUGUGGAAUUGACACUAUUGGCAGCAGCACCACCAGUGGCACCACCAAUGUUGGUUAUGAUUUCUUGGGCUUGAAAAGUGGGGUUUUGGAUUACAGAAGCUUGGAGAUGAAAUGAGACUGGUUUUUCAGGUCAUGAAAAUAUUGUCAUAUGUAGUUGGGGCUGAGUGGGAAGAGAAAAUGAGAAAAAAAAAAGAGAUUGCUUUGGCUAAUUAUAUCCCUUGAAAGCUCUCUGAUUAUUUUCUCGUUUGCCUCUAAUUUUUAUGACUGUUAGUGAAUGUUAGUAUAAUACCAGUACAGCUGAUUGAUGAUGGAAAUGUCUUUGAUCCUUUACUAGAAUGAGUUUGUCUGCCCAAGGCCAAGUGUUUUAUUAUUAUAUAUAUAUUUUUUUUUUAAAUCCA